Messenger RNA from Caenorhabditis angaria, 8092 nucleotides. Lineage: Eukaryota; Metazoa; Nematoda; Chromadorea; Rhabditida; Rhabditidae. The record is from the annotation of a GenBank genome assembly.
AUGCACAACUCACGAAAUGUGUGUUCUCCUGAUAGGAUAACAUCAAACUACUCAAGUUAUGGUAAGUCUUAUUUGAAAAAAAAAACCAGUAUGAAAAGGCGGUUUGUUUUUGUUGAGAGAUUUGAUAUGUUGUGAUAAGUAAACCCGGAAGUCAAUUUUUCAUAUUUAUUUCAGGAAAUCAUUCAGCGCCUUGGAGAAGUAACGAUGUUCAUUGCAAUAAUUCUGGUUCAAUGUCAAUUCCACCGCCUUCAGUUCCUUGGAUGGAUCAACAAACAGCGAUGCCAAGUAAUUCUGGAAGAUGGAGUGUUAGAGUGAGUUUUUGUUUUGAUAAAUAGAAAAACAUUUGAAUGGCCUUGUAAGGAAAAAAUGCACUAACCCAGGUGUUUCACAUUUUUAUUUUUAUUUUUUGCAUACCAAAAUAUUCAUCUACAUCGAGAUCUAAAGUAUAUCAAUGACGACUUUCUAUUUUUAUUCAUCUAAAAAUAUUAAUUGCCCUGUGGUUCUAAGAAUGGUUGGUGAAUUUAUUACAAAUAAUUGUGUGAAACUGGCUAUUUUGAGAAAAUUCGUCAUUAAAAAGCCUCUGACAAGGAAUGGUUUUCAAUGUUCCCCCAAGGAAAAAACCGAGAGUAUGUGGAAUGUUGAGGGUUCCCGUGGGUAAGAAAAACCCUAACGGGAAUAAGGAGAAAAAUGCCUUAUUCUCGAGAAAAAAUGUAUUUUAGGUCGAUUUUUACACCAUUUUUUGAUUUUUAGAGCAUCUGUAACUCGAUUUUGAAUCUAUUUCAUGAACUUUUGAGUCGUGGAAGUUGUUCAGAAUGGUCGAUUACGUGUUUGUGAAACUUUUUAUCAAAAAAUAAAACAUUUUUUGAAAUUUGGUUUUUUUAGUCGGGGUUUUUCUGAUCAAAUGGUCACCAAAAAACACAAAAAAUAAUUUUUUCCAUUUUCAAAUGAACGGAACUUGAAAAAUUUAUGACGGUCAACAGACGUAAUUUGGUCCGUAGAAUCCAAAAAUCAUAGUCUCGAUUCACACAAACUUCUCCUUCACAACGAAAACGUUGAUUUUCUAUGAAUUUUUCAAACUGGAUUUUUGAUUUAGUGGACUUUUGGGACCAAAAUUAUUUUAUUCCUAAUUUUAGUCGAAGUAAUACUAAAGUACGCCGUUUGCGCUACAAAUGGAUUUUUAGAUUUACAUUUUUCACCAAUUUUGAAAAAAGUUUCGAUUUUUCUAAAAAAUUUCAUGGCAAAAAUCAAUAACACCAAAAUUUUCUAAAACAAGGCAUUUUUCUCCUUAUUCCCGUUAGGGUUUUCUUACCCAUGGGAACCCUCAACAUUCCACAUACUCUCGGUUUUUUCCUUGGGGGAACAUUGAAAACCUUUCCUUGUGAGAUUCAAUAAACUGAAAUUGAGGCAUUUAUUUGCACAACGCUCAUUUUCAGAGAAAAGGGCAUUUUAGUUUUUUUUUGGAAAAAGUACGAAACCUUUUUUACUCAACACUUCAAAUCUUGAUGAAAUUUUGUCCAUAGACAGCUUUUGGGGUCAUAAGAACAUCCUAAAAUUUUUAGGACCUCUGAGUCAAGUUCUGGGCUCUCAAAAGUUCAAAAAUUGGCUUAAUUGGCUCAUAAAAGUUAGAAUAACUCAACUUCCGAUCGUUUUUAUGAAAAAUUGAAUAGCAGGUGAUGAUCAGCGUGGUCGAUUUACCAAAAAAGCAUCAAUAAAUUAAAAUUUCGUUGUCAGAAAAAUUUUUGAUUUUGGAAAAAAGAAUGAGCAGGGGCACAUAUGAAAUUUCAUGAAUUUUCAGCCGAAAAGUGAAAAACUUCAAAAUUUUUCGAAAAAAUGUUUUUUAUUGAUGUACUUUUAGUAAAUCGACAAUGUUUAUCAAUAUCUGAAACUUUAUUUCUCCCAAAAAAAUUUUUGAAAUGGAGCUAUGAUGAUUUUUGAGAGCCCAGAACUUGACUCAGAGGUCCUAAAAUUUUUAGGGUGUUCUUAUGACCCUAAAAGCUCGACAAAAUUUCAUCAAGAUUUGAAGUGUUGAGUAAAACAGGUUUCCUUGUAAGAACGUUUAGCUUCUCAUUCCCAAAAUAUGUAUUUUUGUUUCAUCGAGAUCGAAAAACCGCGAUCCUAACUUGACAUUGCGCGAGAAGAACAAUAUAAACGUUCUUCUUUUUCUUCUUUUCAUUUCUGUCGUCUCUUCUUCUUCUUCUUCUUCCCGACAAUUUUCCCUUUUCACCUCCAUAUGUUCAAUAAUAAUCCAGGUCAAAUCCCUUUUGCCCCUUCCCUCAAAUAAAAAAUCCUCCGAGUUACUAAAAGUACAGCAUUUUCUCUUUCAUACAUAUGUAAUGUAAUGUAAUGUAUUAUAGAAAAAAGGUUGUUCAUUUAUACUAUGAAAAAAUGUGUGUGUGUGUGUGCGAAAAUCGAUUAUGUUGUCUCUGUUUCUCUUGGCCGCUCUCUCCAGUUGUCUCCAUCUUUUUUCUUUCUUAUGUUGAGCGCGUCUAACUGUGUCACAUACAUAAGGAGAAAAACCCGAAUAAUUUUUUCAGUUAUUUUUUAUUAUUUUUUUUGAGUAAUCUAUGUGAACUUCUUCUUUCCCCCUUCGUAAUAAUACGAAAAAUUCUCUUUUUCACUUAGCAACGUCAUGGAGACUCCCAAUCGUCUUCUUUUUGUAUUUUAUUCAAAAAAAUCCCAAUUAAAAUUUCAAAAAAAAAAGUACAGGAAGUAUCCAAUUUAAAAUAAUUAAUGCAGUUUUUUUCUAUUUAAGGAAAAAACUACUGUACUCUUAAAGUAUCAAUUUCGCCCUUUUUGUUUUUUUUUUGAGUGAGUGUGUUUCGAAAAUCAAUCGAUAUUUUCAAACAUGUGUGUGUAUAACAGCGAUUUCAACACACACUCACAUCUGUGUUGAGGUUUUUUUGCCCCACCAAAAACAUCAUCUAAAAUCGUCGCAUUAGUGAGAGUCCUUCUUCUUUUUUUUUGUCUGAAAGAGCGGCACCUUUUUUGCACUCUUCUCUCACUCUCUGCCAAGAUUUUUUGGAGGUCCCGUGCACCUUUUUUUCCAGAGGGGGAUUUGAUUUAUGUUUUCUCUCGAAAUUAAAACAUCUUGUAUUUAUUUAUUAUAUUUAGAAAAUAAAUAAAAAUACAGUAGGAAUACUCUCCAAUUAUUUUUCGCCAUAAAUUUUGCGCGCGUCUCUUCCUUCCACGCCCACAGCAAACAAGCAGAUUUAUUCAUUCCAAUUUCUAUGGUCCGAUGGAAGCUUCCGCGCAGCGGCCACGUGGAUUACUAUGAUAUGGAUAUGGCAAACGUCAUAGUAAUAUACGUGGCCGCUGAAGCGGAAGACAGUGCCGCUGCGCGGAAGCUUCCGUCGGACCAUAAGGGCUGAUUCACGAACAAAAAAAAUGUUUUUUUUAACAUUAAAAGAUCAAUUCACGAAAAAUCGAAAAAAACAUUUUAUUUAGAUCAAAAUUAGUUUUUCCAGUUUUUCAGUCAAAAAUGAUGACAAAUUGAGAUUUUUGAAGCUUCUCGGGUGAUUUCUGAUGAAAAUAAGCUUUGAGAACCGUUUUACCUGAUUUUAUUAAUUUUUGAAAUUCGAAAUUUUUUAUUUUACGAAAAAUCAGCAAACAUAUUUGGAAAGUGAAUUCCAGGGUCAAUUUUCAUCAGAAAUCACACCAGAAGCUUCUUAAAUUCCGAUUUGUCAUCAUUUUUUGGCUGAAAAACUAAUUUUUUCGUGAAGUGAUCUUUCAAUGUUAAAAAAAAUUUUUUUUCGUUCGUAAGGUGGCCUCCUUAUGAUCCAACGGAAGCUUCCGCGCAGCGGCCACGUGGAUUACUAUGAUAUGGCAAACGUCAUAGUGAUCUACGUGGCCGCUGAAGCGGAUGACAGUGCCGCUCUCGCGGAAGCUAGCUAUAUGACGUGGCAAAGCUACAUACUCGCCCUUGGAUCUCGUCCUUGGAUGAAUGAAAAUUUAUUUAUUUAUAUUUUUUUCAGUCAAACGAGAUCGAUCCGGGUAUGAACGGGGACGGUUGGCAAGGACAAGGGGCCCAACAACCGCAGCGGGGAGGAGGACAUCAUAUGGGUGGUGGAGGAAGAAGAGGUAUGCAUCAAAGAAUGGGUGGUGGAGGUGGUGCACCACAACAACAACAAAGAAUGAUGGCACCAAAUAAUUAUCGACAACAACAAAAUGGUGGAGGUGGUAGUGGUGGAUAUAUGCCUGAUAUGAUGGCACUUAAUAUUAUGCAAAUGAGCGAUUUAUCAUUGGUUAGUUUAGAAUUUGAAUUUUAAAAAAUUGUCAAAAGGUCUUUAAGUUAACCCUAAUUGUAAGGCUCUUAAAAAAUCUUUAAAUAUAAUUCAAAAUCCCUCAAAGAGAUCUUUAGAUGGCUGAAAACGUUUCACAGAACCUUAGAAUUCAGGUGCUCUGAAAGGCUUAGGGUAAACCUUAAGAGCUCUGAUCUUAAAACUUACAGUUUUAAUUAGGAGUAUCAAAUUCUAUGUGAUUGUUGGUCAUUUCCAGUCUCUCUGAAAUACUCUAGCUUUUAAAAAGAGCUAUUUGUUGUUCCGAAAUUCCUCUUAAGACCAAGAAUCCUACCAAUUUUUCUCUCAGAAUGGCGGUCCACAAGUAAUGCCACAACCCACAAAUGGAAUGUAUGGUGAUAUGCCGCCACAACCAAGUUGGCCACAACCACAGCCAUUCGGACCACAAGAUGAUUUGUAUGAUCACGCACCGCCUUUUGGAGCACCGCCAACACAUAAUGGUGGACCACCGGUGAGUAUUUUUAGACAAAAAUCUCACUAUACGCAAAAAGUGCCUCGCAGUCUUUGCACAACAAUUUGAAAUUUUGAAAACACAAGAUUUUCUUAGCUCAAAAUGUAUAUUUUGUUUAUAGUAUGGUAACAAUCGCAACGGUGGCUAUAAUAAUCGUGGAAAUCGUCAAGGCGGUUAUCGUCCACCACAACAACCGGGAGCAUUUCCAAUGUCGAUGCCACCAAUGCCACCAAAUAUGGCCGGACACCCGCCACAUCCAAUCAUGCCGAUGUCACAAGGUGGAGGAAGAAAUGGCGGUUCACAAGGUGGAUAUUAUCAGCCACAACAACAGCAACAACAAUUCAACUCACAACCUUUCCCGCCGAUGGGACCGAUGGAUCCGAUGGGUGGACCGGGUGGAGUUGGUGGAUCGCAUGGCGGAUUUGCGAUGUGUGAGUUGGAUUUUCAAUCUUUUUUUGUUCAUAAAACUUCUAUUCAGAAAUAUGUUUACAGAAAAAUUUCGCUCUGAAAUUAUCUGAAAAUCCACGUGGAAAAAUUCAGAUUUUCCUCAAAAUUUGAAGUUCUGAAUGGGGUAUCCAAAAAACGAGCAGGUCUGAAUUUAUCUCAACUUUGCGAAAUUUGAUAUAUUGCUCAUUUUAGAUCUCAAAAACCCCUCAUUUUUAUGAAAAAUCGAGCAUUGCUCAUUUUAGACCUCAAAAACCCCCAAUUUUCAUGAAAUUAUGGGCAUUGCUCGUGUUAAGUCUCUCAACUUUGCGAAAUUUGAGAAUUGCUCAUUUUAGAGCCCAAAAAGCCUAAUUUUCAAAAAAAUUUGGGCAUUGCUCAUGUUAAUUCUCUCAACUCUGCGAAAUGUGAUAUUUUGCUCAUUUUAGAGCUCAAAAACCUGAUUUUCAAGAGAUUCUGGGCAUUGCUCAUUUUAGAGCUGAAAAAAAUAGUUUUUAAGAAAUAUUGCUCAUUUUAAAUCUCAAAAACCCCCUAAUUUUCAAGAAAAUUUGGGCAUAGCUCAUUUUAGAUCUCAAAAAACCCAAUUUUCAAGAAAUUUAGAGCAUUGCUCAUUUUAGAGCUCAAAACAAAACUAAUUUUCAAGAAAUUCUGGGCAUUGCUCAUUUUAGAUUUUGAAACACCUGAUUUUCAAGAAAUUCUGGGCAUUGCUCAUUUUAAAUCUUUCAACUUUGCGAACUUUGAUGUAUUGCUCAUAUUAGAGCUCAAAAACCCCUCAUUUUUAUGAAAAAUCGAGCAUUGCUCAUGUUAAUUAAACUCAAAUUAAAAAAUUUUGUUUUCAGCUGGAUCAAUGGAUGAUUAUUCAAUGUGGACCGAUGAAAAUGACGAGGAAACCAAAAAGAAGAAGAUUUUGAAAGAUAAAGGAUUGAAUGUUUGGGGAGACGCUGAAACAUCGAGUAAGCUCAAUUUUUCUUCUUCAAAAUCUAGAAAAUUCAUCUCUUUAAUUUUAUUUUCAGACGCAAAACCGAUCCGAAGAUGGCUGAUUCCCGAAGGACAAGACGAAGAUUUGGAGACGGCAAUGUCGCGAUGUCCACAAUAUUUGAAGAAGAAAACGGUGCACGAAGAGGCGUUGAGACGACGUCUCGCCUCCGACAACGUGCAAAUCUCGCAACAAGCCCAGCAACAACUCGACGAGGAGCGAAACGCGAUGAUGAAAGUGGGGCGGCGUCCGAUUGUCGCGUGUGGAUGGGGAGAUUUGCCACCGGAAAUGGCCGAGAAAUGUCUCGAUUUCGACCCGAAAGUCUGGAGUGACGACGGUGGACCAAAAGGAGAGAUGCCGUGGAAUUUGCCGGGUUCCGGUGGACCAUCGAGUCAGGGAUCGCAAUCGCUUGAGACGCGCAAUCCAUUCUUCGCGCAACACAUGCAACAACAACAACAAACUGGUGGAAUAUUUACAGUUGAUAGUGUGACUGGAAGUGGAGAUGGUGUUUGGUCGAAUGGAAGUGAUGCGAUUACAGCCUCCGCAGCAGAACCAUUAGAUGAGAAUCGUAUGAAAGUUGCCGAAAAUUUGAGAUAUGCUGUUGAGAAAGGUCAUUUGGAUAUUGGAUUGUUGUCGUUGACGCACAUUCCGCCAACGGUUUUGGAUCUUUUGACGAUUAUUUUGACGAAAAUUCCGAUUUUGGAUGCGUUCCAAGAUGAAUUGACGGCAUUGGUGAGAUUUAGAAAGGAAUUCUGAUGAAAUUAUUUUCCUUGAUUUUUGCAGGCUCAAUCUACUCGCCCGCCAGAGUUUGAACCGACUGAUGAUCCGAAAUUGUGGCUCACUGAAACACAAACUGUAAGUUUUAGAACGAUGCUCCGCGUUUACGGCAUCUAAAAUUGAAUGAGAAAUAGAUAGCUAGAAUUUUUGGCGCCAAAAAAUGUCACGUGGCAAAAGUAAUUUUUAUCGUUAGGCAUUUCGAAAUUCCGGGUAGAUUAAAGGCUGAGCCCUAUUUUCAGCUCAAAACUUUCGAAAUUCGAAAAAAGUCUAAAAAUUCCGGAAAACACAAAAUUCACUUUAUAAAAUUUUGAAAAUCAAUUUUUUUUCUGAAUUUUUCGAGAAUUCUUCAACAUGAGCAAUGCGAUAAAUAUUUCUAACAUGAGCGAUGUUAAUUUCCGAAACUUUGAGAAUUAAUUUUAGGCUGAUCUAAAAACUAGGCCUAUUUUCAGCUCAAAACUUUCGAAAUUCGAAAAAAGUCUAAAAAUUCCGGAAAACACAAAAUUCACUUUAUAAAAUUUUGAAAAUCAAAUUUUUUUUUCUAAAUUUUCGAAAUGUGUUUUUUUAAAUGAAUUUUUUUGUAUUUCUAACAUGAGUUUCCGAAAUUUUGAGCUUGUUUCCGAAAUUUUGAGAAUUCAUUUUAGGCUGAUAAGAAAACUAGCUAGGCCUAUUUUCAGCUCAAAACUUCUGAAAUUGAAAAAAGAAUCUGGAAAAACAUUCUUCAAUUUCCAAUUAAAUUUAUUUUGAGAAUUCUCUAACAUGAGAAAUACUGAUUUCCGAAACUUUGAACAUUCCCAGAAUUUUCACUGUUUCAAAAUUGUUACUAGUUUUUCAAGUUCAUCCCAAAAAUCAAUAUUAUUUUUGCAGAAUGAAUACAACAAAAUGAUGAUCAGCGUCGUCACGGCAAAAAUCGAAGUAACCGAUUUGUCGAAAAAAAUCAAUCAAGCACUCGUCAACGCCGGACUCGCCGCACCAAGUGCCCUCACAUCAACAUCGCAAACAGUCUCCUCUUCAGUCGCGGCUUCCGCGUCAGCGAGCGGCGGCGGUGUUGUCGGUGUCGACUCACAAUCGCAUCAUCAUCGCGCAAAUGACACGUUCGAAAAUGCGCCACUUCCCGACAAUUGCGAUUUCUACGAUUAUUCAUUCCUUGGGUAG